AUGUUGCAGCGCUACAGAGCUUCGAAGACCUUUUGCGUCUUGGCGUCGCAGGACGCCGAAGAGAACCGGCGCGUUGCCGCGACCGGGGCGAGGGCGAUCCGGGAGCUCUCGGCCCCCCACCUGGAAGGAGGAAUAUAUGGGUUACUUCCUCAGCCGUGUCGGGUGAUGGUGCUGCUGAACCCACGGAGUGGAGUAGGACGGGCUCUGCAUCUAUUCAAGUCUCAAGUUCAGCCAAUGCUGAGAGAAGCCAACAUAGAAUUCCAUAUGUUUGUCACUGAGAAGCACAACCAUGCUUGGCAUCUGGUAAGGGAGGAGGACAUGUCCAAAUGGGAUGCUGUGGUCCUUAUGUCUGGAGAUGGCUUGCUUCAUGAGGUAAGGAACAGGGCAGAUGAUCGAAGGGACUUUGUGGUGCCCUGGCCCCAGCGUCCUUACCACCACCUUCCCUACCAUACAGAACCAGCUAGGUCUAACUGCUCCAGCCAGGUACACCAGAAGAGAAAUGGAUAGGUGUGUUAGUAUUCUUACAGGAAGUCACUGUCCUGGUUUAAUGUCAGCCUACCAUUUUGAAACAGAAGGGAGUCGGACUGGCUGAAUUAGUAUGGACUGAAAAUUUUAACAUUGGGCCAGAAUCUUCUGUCAUUCAUAACUGAACAGAAGGUAAACAAUUAGUACCUGCAGAUUGCACUAAGAUUUCCCCUUCUGCACAUCUUGACCUCGGUCACUACAAAUAGUGGCUGGACUAUAUUUAGAAGGGUAGGUAUCGUUUGUUCUUUAUAAAAUAGCCAGAGACUUUUGUUCAAUGACUAAACUUUUCUUUUUAAAUAAUAAAAACUCCUAACCUGCUUUCAGACUUUAGCCUCCUUUUCUUAGCAGAAGGCCUCGCUCUCAGAUUAAUUCCUCCAUGCUACUCUGAGUUUCCCCUUCUUGUAUAAGAUAUUAGCUGUUGCUGCUGCUGCUGCUGCUGCUGCUGCCGCCCCUCCUCUGCAACAAGUAGAAGUUGCAAUGCUUUUAAAAAAAUAUUUUACUGGUGAAAUAAAACAACCAGAAGAUAUGAUGAAGUACAACCAUAAAUAUAACAAUGCUAAUAAAAUCAGAAAAGAGUAUACAGAAUAGUGAUUAAACGAGAGACAUUUGAAGAAACUAAAAAUAUAUCCAUAAAGUGUUAAUAUAGAACUAGCUCAAUUCUUUAACAUGUUAUUAAAUCUAACCAUAUAGACCAUCUAUUGCUCCAUCUUCUCAGUUUCAGUACAAUAGGUUAUUUCAAUGCAACGAUAUUUUAUUUUAAUUAUUUUUUGUUUAUACAUCAAGUUUGUCACCGCCCAUCUCAUUAAGUAUAUAAUAUACUUAGACCCUUAAUAUUCUAUUAUUUAGGUGCCUUAGAGAAGUUGCAAUGCUUAAUCAGGGGGAGCAACAACAGAACUGCGGCACAAAGGCCUUUGUUUUUUAAGCUACCAUUUUAAUAUACUGCUCAACUACAUUUAGCUAAGUAAUGUUUACAUGUUGAAACUUCAAAUGAAUUGGUUACAUUUGGGGUGGAGAUUUUCUUUCUCUUCCACUUUUCUACUAUGUUCAUAACUAUGAUAUUGGACCAAUAAGAUUUGAUCUCCUAACUAAUGACACAAAAGUUAAACUGGGAAUAAAUAGUUUUCAUUUUCACCUUUACAAAGAUGGACUGAACGUAUUUGUAGAGAUGCUGCAGAGAGCAGAAUCAAGAAGCUACUUGGGAUUGUCCUUUUGCUUUUCUAAAAGAAAAGAAUUUCCCUCAUCUUCACAGUUGGGGAGAGAUCCUUGAAACAUUUCAAAGAGGAAGCCAUGAGUCCAGAUGAUUGUAAGUUCCCAUGGUUUUGGAACAAAUCCCCCCACCCUAAAUUAUCUUGGCUCUGGAUCUGAUAGGGUUAAUUCCCUUUUAUUGACUUCAGUGGGAGCAAAAGGAGUAGUGGGAGGGGAAUGGAGGUGGGGGGGGGAGAAAAAAUCACUCCUCCCCAGGGCUUUAGGACAGAAUUUUUGCCACACCUUACUAGAACUCCUCUCAGUGUUUCUGAACAACAUACUCUAAUCCUCAAUCAAGAUUCCUCAGUCAAGAUUCCCCACUUUAGGAACAGAAGAUUAAACAAUUGUACAAUUUCAAUGGCAAUGCUGAAUCCAAGAAGUAGAAUACAGUGAAUUUUAAGUUAAGUCAGAUUAAUUGGAUUGGCAAAUGUCAAAGCCCUCUUGUAGCUUUGUCAUAAGCACUACUGACGAGAAUGUGGGGAUAACAAGAAGAAGCUUGUCAUUACUGUGUGUGUAUGUG
Molecule: messenger RNA, 2290 nt
Organism: Python bivittatus (Burmese python)
Lineage: Eukaryota; Metazoa; Chordata; Lepidosauria; Squamata; Pythonidae
Source: RefSeq, a predicted model, not a curated record